Closterium sp. Naga37s-1 is the source of this 258-nucleotide messenger RNA. The record is from the annotation of a GenBank genome assembly. NCBI's taxonomy places the organism in Eukaryota, Viridiplantae, Streptophyta, Zygnematophyceae, Desmidiales, Closteriaceae.
AUGGCUGGAGUUGUCGUUGUCAGCUCCGAGGAUCACUGGAGGUCAACCCUCAACGGGGCCAAGAAUGACGGCAAAGUGGUGAUCGUGGAUUUCACCGCCACUUGUUUCUGCUUCCGAAUAUUGCAGAACGUGGCAGCGGAGUGUAAAGUUGCCGCCAUGCCGACCUUCCAUGUUUUCAAGGGCGGUGAGAAGGUGGAUGAGCUUGUUGGAGCGAGCCAGGAGAAGCUUCUUAAGUUGAUCCAGAAGUACGCUCAGUGA